Nematocida parisii ERTm1 is the source of this 3052-nucleotide messenger RNA. RefSeq lists its product as uncharacterized. The record is from RefSeq and is a predicted model, not a curated record. Bases 1 to 2991 code for a protein of 996 amino acids. Gene Ontology annotation, biological process: inositol metabolic process; inositol phosphate biosynthetic process. Gene Ontology annotation, molecular function: diphosphoinositol pentakisphosphate kinase activity; 5-diphosphoinositol pentakisphosphate 1-kinase activity; inositol hexakisphosphate kinase activity. The transcript has a single exon. Gene Ontology annotation, cellular component: cytosol. Lineage: Eukaryota; Fungi; Microsporidia.
AUGCUUAUACCGUACGUAGAGCAGAUACAUUUGGGGGUGUUCAUUCCAAACAGAAAGCUGCACACACAGCCAAUGAAGCAACUAGAGAAGUAUUUGAAGGGAAAGGGGUAUACACUUUAUUACUUUGAGGAUGCAUACAGAGAAGAAAUAUCUGUGGACAAUUGGCCGUAUGUAGAUGUAAUAAUUACGUUCUUUUCAGAGGGAAUAGACUUUUUAAAGGUCAGAAAAUAUGCAAAUAUACACAAGCCAAUUGAGAUAAAUAAGAUAGAUGAGCAGUUCUUGCUCUUAGACAGAAGAAUAGUCAUGGCGGUUCUAGACCAGAUAGGUGUUCCAACAGCUGAAAGACUAGUUUACAAUGGAAGAGUGAAGGAAAAAGAGAUAAACGCAGAAAACAAAGAAAAAAAGAAGAAAGAAGAAGAGUCUAAGGGAGUAUCAGCAAGAAAGAAAGGGGCACAGAAGAAAUCACGGCAGUAUGAAGGAAUAGUAAGCACAUCAAGCAUACUUGACAAAAUAGUAAAGGAUGGGGUGUUUGAUGCAGCAUCUGAGGCAGGCAAGGAGGAAGAGUUAAAGAAAAGCUCUGUCGAGCAAGAUUCUGUUGAAAAGGCAUAUCCAAAGUAUAAGAAAGAUGUAGAGGUGGAGAUUGAUAGAAUUAUAAAAACCCAGCUAAGUCUAUUUAAUAUAAAGAGAAAUGAGCUGUUUAAGCCAUCUGAGAAGAGAGUAUGCGAAGGCGAUAAAUUAUGGAUAGGAGACAAAAGCAUAAACAAACCAUAUAUUGAAAAGCCUGCGUAUAGUGAGGACCAUAAUAUACAUGUAUACUACAGUAAGUACUGCAAGGGAAGAGAACAGGGAAUAUGCAGGCUGUUUCGUAAGAUAGGAUCAAAAAGCAGUAAUUACGAUAAGAAUCCAAGUAAAAUAUCUUAUAGAGAGGAUGGCAGCUAUAUUUAUGAGAAGUUAAUCGAAGUAAAGAAUUAUCUUGAUAUAAAAGUGUAUGUUAUGGGAAAGACUGUAUAUGCAGAGACAAGAAAGUGCCCUGAGAGAGAUGGAAUAGUUAUUAGAACAAAGUCUGGUAAGGAGGAAAGAAAAGAAAUAAAACUAACAAAGAAUGAAAUUCGUGCAGUACAAAAGACGAGUAAGUCAUUUGGGCAGUUUAUAUGUGGAAUGGAUAUUCUCCGAGCCGCCAAUGGCGGGUUUAUACUAGUAGAUGUCAAUGGGUGGUCAUUUGUAAAGUCAAAUCUGCAAUAUUAUACCCAAAAGAAUCUGAAAUAUCUGGAUAAAAAGAUUAAGAAGGAGGUGUUAAAAAAGCGGGCAAAGUCCGGGGAUAGUACAAGAAGAAAGGACGUGUCUCUCUAUAAGGAAAUAAUACAGAUAAUUCACAGAGACGCAGAAAAGCAGCCAGUAGAAAAAAACAAAAGAAAGGAGUAUGGCGCAGAUGCAGAAACUGAGAAAAAUCAAGAAAGCAAAAAAAUGACAGAAUGUAUUGAAAUAAAGGGCAUACAUACUGUAUACCGGCACGCAAGAAGAACUCCAAAGCUGAAAAAACGGCUGGUCUUUGUUUCUGAAUACUUAAUAGAGUACAUCUCCAGAACAUGCAAUAUGGCAGGGCGAGAUACCUCCAAAGUCAAAGAAAUACAGGAGAUACUGGAGAGGGAGGAAAAGGAGAAGAUUCAGUUCAGAACAAAGGAAAACCUUGCAUCACUUGAGUCUCUUAAGAAGAUUGCAGAGAUAAAUUCGGGUGUGCGUGUAAAAAUACUAAAAGAAGAAAAGAGUGUUCGGCUGGUUUUAAAAUGGGGCGGUCUACUAACAAACAGGGCAAAAAAGGAAAUAGAGUAUGAAGCAAUGGAAUACGAGUCAUUUUUAUCAACUGUGCAGGGCGAUUCAUUCUCCACAUAUGAUUUAUACUCCCCUACUAAACCCACUUCUUCUUUAAAGACAGCAAGAAAGAUUAGACUAUUUGCCAAUCCAGAGGAUAGAACACAGAAAACCGCUGAGGUGUUUAAAUCUGUACUUGAGUGGGCAGGAAGGUGCAAUACUCCAGUUAAAGAGAAGUACUUUAGUAUUCUGCGAGAGACAGAGCCUACUCCAGAUAAAAUAUGCCCAGAGUUGACAUCAGCAUAUAUGGCACUGAAAGAGUCUCUCCUUGUUAAGAACAAGUCUAGCGAUGCACUAAAAGAAGAGCGGUCGUUAGACAAUGAAACUGCACAUAAGUGUAAUGAUGGAUCUGCAGACACCGAUACACUGUGCAUGAACAGGCUUAGCAUAAAAAAAGAGCAUGGCUCUCCUGCUCCUACAAGUAGUUUAUGUGACUGUCUCGCAAGUCUGUCCUGCGAGUGCCGAGAAACCUACUUCCUUAAGAGAUGGUGCUUUGUCUUUGAAGAGUAUCCAACACUCACGCAUAAGAAUGCAAAAACUGUCAUUCCUCUUCUGAUAGAUCUCAUCAAGUACGACAUACUUUCCAGCCAGUAUGAAAAAGCCAUUCCCCCAAUUUUCCAGUAUUUCCAGAAUAUUGAAAAGCUCUACCAACUUUUUAAUACGCAUGCAUGCUUUUUAUACAGGAACAGGAUUGACAUAUUUUUCAGAAAAAACAAAAUGUUAGAUAUAAUUAAGUAUCUUUACAGUAGGUUUGACUCACACUCAGACACAAUUUACUUCACAAAGAAGUUCACUAUUCUGCUGCUUCUUCAAUAUAUUCUAAGCAUAAAGGAGACAGUUUACAUCAAUACAGAGCUAAAGAAGGAAAUAGAAAACAAAAUGCAUGGAAUAGGAUUUUUAAGUUCAAUUGUCAUGGUACAUCUGUCGUGCAAGGAUAUAGAAUAUGUUCUAGUAAGAUACAGCCAUGGCAUACACAUAGACAACAAAAUAUUGAAAAGAGGUGUAAUUCGCAGGAAUGAUGAAGAACCAGAGCAGAUACUAAGAACAGACCGGCAUAAGAUACUUUGCAUAGUCAGAAAAAGUGUUUUGUUUAAGAAUUACGAAAAAAGUCAAAAUGAAUGAUUUUUCUAUGGCUAUAUACACUAAAAGAACAAAUUCCGUCUAAAUUAUGGUAUGACCAGAA